Molecule: messenger RNA, 486 nt
Organism: Aaosphaeria arxii CBS 175.79
Lineage: Eukaryota; Fungi; Ascomycota; Dothideomycetes; Pleosporales
Exons: 2
Coding region: 1-486 (161 amino acids)
Source: RefSeq, a predicted model, not a curated record
AUGUCCCAUCCGAUCAAAUCGCACUCCGCUCCACUCCUCCCCGCUCCGCUGGAAGACGAUACCACACCGGGAAAGAAUGCCAAAAUAUCUUCCCCGCUCGAGGAGUCUGGUAGCAAACAGAUCGCGUGGGCGAGACGGGAUGGGUGGCUUUGGGGAUCGUACGAUAAUGGCCUUGGUAACCAAGCCGACAAGACAAUGCCACGCCCAAGCCCUACCGCACUGGACUACUCUUCCGCCUCCCCAGUUUCCCUUACGAAACAUUUCCACUCCUCUCCCGAGUUUCCUCUCCUCUCCUCCCCUCUCCGCCCCGCUGCCCUUGAGAAAGUAAUUAGUCGUGAACUAAAAAGGCCCUUCCGCGGCGUGCAGAUGCCAUGCUCGACAAGAUCGGCCUGCAUUGCUUGUUUCUCAUUGCACCGAGCGGUACCGAUUGCUGGGAGUUCCGCUCCCCAUGAAUGGCUGAUCUGUUUGCAUCACAAGAACAGAUGA